CACUCACCGUGUUCUAUGUGAGAGAGAAGAAACCAACACACAACCAUUAAACAUAUACAUACAUCCUCUAUCUCUAUCUCUCUUUCUAGUUUCUAGUUUCUACCCCCUCCCCAUGGCCUCUUUCUAUCUCUUCCUCAUUUAUAACCUUUUCUUCUCAUCAUUUUUUAACUCAAUUUAUUCAAAAACUUUAAUCUUACCACUAAAGAUUCAACAAAUACCAUCCGGGUCGGGUCCAAAACCACCAAACAAGCUUUCUUUCAACCACAAUGUUUCUUUAACGGUGGCCCUAGCCGUCGGUACGCCGCCGCAGCAAGUGGUGGUGGUUCUCGACACCGGCAGCGAGCUGACGUGGCUCCGGUGCAAACAAACACCCACCACACCAUUAUGGUUCGACCCGUUAAACUCCACAUCCUACAAUCCGGUUGUUUGUUCUCACCCGACUUGCACGACCCGAACCCGAGACCUCAUCUUACCCGCUUCAUGUGACCCGAAAAACCUCUGCCACGUCAUUGUGUCGUACGCUGACGCCACUUCAGUCGAGGGUAAUCUUGCCAUUGAUACGUUUCGGUUUGCGGGUUUUGACCCGACCCGGAUUGUAUUCGGGUGUAUGGAUACCGGGUCAAGCUCCGACCCGGAUGAGGAUUCGAAGUCCACCGGGUUAUUGGGUAUGAACCGAGGUUCUUUAUCGUUUGUUACGCAAAUGGGUUACCCGAAGUUCUCGUAUUGUAUAUCGGGUCGGGACUCGACCGGGGUUUUAGUGUUCGGGGAGGUUAACGUGUCGUGGCUCGAACCGUUGAAUUACACGCCGUUAGUUAACAUAUCGACGCCGUUACCUUAUUUCGACCGGGUAGCGUACACGGUUCAGCUUGAAGGGAUUAAAGUUUCGGAGACGGUUUUGGGUUUGCCGAAAUCGAUUUAUGAACCCGAUCACACGGGUGCGGGUCAAACUAUGGUGGACUCGGGUACCCAGUUUACUUUCCUUCUCGGGCCGGUUUAUACCGCUUUGAGAAACGAGUAUUUGAACCAAACUAAAGCGGUUUUACGGGUUUAUGAGGAUCCGGAUUUUGUAUUCCAAGGUGCAAUGGACCUUUGUUAUCGGAUUGACCCGACACGGGGCGGGUUACCCGUGUUACCUAGUGUUACCAUGAUGUUUCGGGGCGCCCAAAUGAGUGUUUCGGGUGAGAAGUUGUUGGUUCGAGUACCCGGUUUGAUUAAAGGGAAUGAUGAAAUACAUUGUUUCACAUUUGGGAAUUCGGAUCUUUUAGGGAUUGAAGCUUAUGUGAUCGGACACCACCAUCAACAAAAUAUGUGGAUGGAAUUUGAUCUUGCAAAUUCUCGGGUCGGGUUGGCUGAGGUUAGAUGUGACUUAGCAAGUCAAAAUCUUGGAGUGGGUCUUUGAGUGAUAGAUUAAGUGGGACUAUUUGGAUGAUUAUUUGACCCGCAGAUCAAAGAGGUCAACGUUAUCUGAUGAGUCGGGUCUAUGACCCGACUCUUUAGAAUCAGACGACGUAGUGAUGUUCACACAUGUUUUGAUUCAUUGGAGCGAUUAUUUUGUUUACAUUGUAAAUUGCAACACAAUUGAUUGUGUUAAAAAAUAACUUUGUAUUGUAAUGUAUUAGAACUAGAAGCUAUACUAACUUGGAAUUUUAUUGGUA
Helianthus annuus (common sunflower) is the source of this 1655-nucleotide messenger RNA. RefSeq names its product aspartic proteinase PCS1. Lineage: Eukaryota; Viridiplantae; Streptophyta; Magnoliopsida; Asterales; Asteraceae. The transcript has a single exon. Gene Ontology annotation, biological process: proteolysis. Gene Ontology annotation, molecular function: aspartic-type endopeptidase activity. The record is from RefSeq and is a predicted model, not a curated record. Bases 113 to 1399 code for a protein of 428 amino acids.